GAAGCAUUUUUCCUGGCCGCCAGUUUCUCACGCAUGCAGCCUGCUCGUCUUCCACCUCCGGCCAUCUUCCUCCCUCUGCUCCUGCUCGUCCAUGGAGCCCUGGUGACCGCGCCCCUCACAUGGACGCGCCCCCUGCUCGUGAUCUCCCCAGGACCGAGUGCCCCUCCCCAACUCUCCUACACCCUCAAGUCGAGUGGGCUCUCUCCAUGGAUGAAGCUUAGGCACCGAUGCUCUCCUUCUCUAGUUCGUCAUGUCAGCUUGGUGCCCUCUCUCCCAUGGCCAAGCCUGAGGUCCCUACCUCGACCUCCACAUCGGCCUCCAUGGCGCUCUUCUCCCUGGGCACCCAGACGUGUGCGCCCCCUUCCCUGCUCUUGCCGCGGCGAGCUCCUUCCCUCCAAGCACCAGUCCUGAACGCCAGGCCACAGGCCAUAGCUCCUGCGCGCUUGUCCGCAGCCAGGUUCGUGUAGCCACCGUGGAGCUCGAUCAGCCUUCUUCCCCACCGUGCUACGCUAGAUCCGAGCUCCCAUGGUGCAGGCGCCCCUUCCCCCAUCAGAUCCAUGGCGCCAUGUCUCCCAGUUGGCCUCCUCUGCCCAGCGCCACCCCUUCCUUUCCCUAGGCGCAUAAAGCUCUCCCCCACGCAGUCCAGCUCCAGGCCAGACCCAAUUCGCCCAACCCCUGCUCGCCCAGAGCUUCUUCGCCCCAAAUCCGGCCAUCCCCGCCUUGCCGUGGAGUUCCUCGAGCAGCCCCACCUGGCCACCAUCCUCCCCAGGUCGGCCUCCCUUUUUUAUUUUGUGCAGUUCGCCAUCCCCUUGUAACACGCACUGUCUUCCUCUGCGCAUGUUCGGUUCCAUGGAGGGCAGCCGAACCCUUUCUCCAUGGCCGCCAAUCGUCCUACUCCUUUCGUCUGGUGUGCUUGACGCCUGGUGCUUCGACCUCGAUGGCUUCCCCUGCGAGCGACACCUCUGCUCGGCUCCCUCUCCUGGCAGCGAGCUCCUCUGUAGGCACCGACCCACAGCAGCAGGGAGCCUCCAAUGGCAUUUGUUUCCCCAAGGCUCGCCCCGUCAACAGCCAUCGACCUCGUGCAGCAGCCGCGACGCCAGUUCGCACAGCCACGUGGAUCUCCCUUGUGUCGUGCCCUCGGCAUGCUCGAUGUAAUGCCAAAGCAGCAGCAGCAGCGACGCCCUCCGUUGCGUCGUGCUCGCUAGAUCGGGCCUCACGUCGUCGAUCUGCGCAGCGUCUGCGCGUCGUCGUCGAAACCCGCGCCCCUUGUCGUCGUCACGCUUCGCACGUCGUUUCUCGACAGGAAGCCAAACCGACAUGCAUGCAUGCACAACUCCACUCGGGUUUUAGCCAGGUACCUCCUUGAUUUGGUUGAUGGUGUGACUUGGCCUUCAUCCCUGCCACCGGGAUAGACGGUCGAGUGGGUUACUGCUUCCGCAGGAGAGGACCAGGAGGAGUAGCGUGGAUAGGCUUCGCCAUGUUACUCGGUUUCUCCGUUAGUUAUUUCCGCUGCAUUAAAAACUAUUGUUACUAUUUCUGAUACUCUGAUAAUGUAAUUACUACUGAUAAUUAUUAAAUUUGUGGUAUUAUGCUUUAUUGUAUUUCUCUAUGCCUCACCUUCGAGUGAGCUAGUGGUAUUCGAUCCUGG
This is a messenger RNA of Zea mays, 1648 nucleotides long. RefSeq lists its product as uncharacterized. Lineage: Eukaryota; Viridiplantae; Streptophyta; Magnoliopsida; Poales; Poaceae. Bases 938 to 1366 code for a protein of 142 amino acids. The transcript is spliced from 3 exons. The record is from RefSeq and is a predicted model, not a curated record.